Clonostachys byssicola is the source of this 2148-nucleotide messenger RNA. The record is from the annotation of a GenBank genome assembly. NCBI's taxonomy places the organism in Eukaryota, Fungi, Ascomycota, Sordariomycetes, Hypocreales, Bionectriaceae.
AUGCAGAGUACCGAACAGGGACUCGAUCCCGGGAAUGGGUCCGCGGGGCCCGAAGAUGCCGCAUCGCGAAGAGCUAUUCGAUGUGAUAAAGAUUGGCCAUGUUCCAACUGCCGCAUGGCCAAACGGUCAUGUACAUCAACGGGCGCUGGUCAGCGCCCAAAGGAGACUCGGCAGCGAUAUGUAUCCGCCUUUUUCGUUCAUCCACCCAUGUCCUCUCCUUGGCCACUCACCAGUCCCGAUUUCUUUGUAUCUAGUGAGCGGAAGAUCGACCGCAUUGAGGGUCGGCUCGAGAAUAUCGAAGCCUACCUGAAGCACAUCGCCUCUACACAAAGCCAGCCUGCCACUGAUCCGGGUUCCAGAAGUUUGGCACAAACCCCGAUAACAGGCAGUAGCAUUCCCACCACUGCUUCGUCAGGGGAUAUUGAUUCGAGUGAUAAUGAGUCUGCUUUUGGUGGCGACUCCGCUCUUACAGCACAGACAGCGUUUGCCAGCGAGUUUCUCGAGAAUGCAGUCCAGCGAACCUCUCUCCGGGAGGCUGAUCCGUCGAUCAAGGCGGCCCUCGCCACUCUUGGCCAGCUUGUCGAAAUGCAGAAGCAAAAGUCUGUAAGCCACGGGCCACGCUUCCCUUUACAGAAGCCAGUUCCAGCCGGGGGCGUGACCAAACUCCCCAUGCCACCAAUCGAAGUGGUUGUGCCGCUUCUCAAGGAUGCAAAGAACACCCCAAUGAGCCUCUUCAAUUUUGUCUGCCAUAUUACUGGCUUGCUAGACUUCGAUAGCCUUUGCCGCAUGGUCUACUUUCCAACCGAGGAUAUCUCACUUUGCCAUUUCAUUGUCGUCAAUGCUGGCCUCUACAAUCUCUUUGUGGAACAAGGAGCUCUCGCCAAGGAUCAAGCCCAUCAAGAUGAGUAUCGGGCAUAUGGACUCUUGUGUCAAGCUAACAUGGAGACCGCUUUGGCCAAUCUCCCCUUCUUUCUUUCUCCCAAGAUCGAGACCAUCCAGGCUCUUAUCCUCGGGGCCCAGUACUCCAUUGAUGUAUCCAGACCUUCCGUCGCCUGGUACUUGAACUCGACUGCCGCUCAACUUUGCCAAACGGCUGGCUUCCAUCGCGCUGAGCGUGUUGCUGGCGAUCCCCCUCAAAUAAAGAAAGUCAAGGCAUCCCUGUUCUGGAAUAUAUAUACCAUCGACAAGAAUCUGGGCCUCAGACUUGGCCGCUCCUCCGUUAUCCAAGAAUGCGAUAUUAGCAUCGAGCGCAGCUUUGACCUCGGCUCUUUCGUCAAGUUGCCAGAAGGCGCGCCCAUCACGGACCUAUGGGUGCAGACAGCCGCAUUGCAAGGCCGCAUAUAUGAACAGCUAUAUAGCCCUGGUGCUCUGCAAUCCGACCCAGCUGAGCUAGCUAGGAGAGCCAGGGAGUUGGCGGCCGAGUGUGAACGACUGGAGGUACAGCUGAAAUCCACCCGAGAUGAGACUGUUGCCUACCUCAAUUCGGUCAAUUCAUCUGAGAUCAUCACCUUCUUCCUCAAGGGCGACGAGAUCGGUUUCCAUGUCACUCUGACACUGGUUUAUCAAGCCCUCCCAGCCCCCGAGAACUCCGUCAGUCGCUUCUGUGACAAAUGCCUCGAAUCGGCAAGAAAAGCAAUGGAUAUUCAUAAAGAGAGCAUCGGUCUGAUGGGAUAUGGGCCAUACUUUAAAGCACUCUACGUCCAUUGGAGCCUAAUGCUAAUUCCCUUCGCCCCCUUCUUCAUACUUUUUUGUUAUGUGAUAGAGACGCAAUCGCGUGCCGAUCUAAUGAUUCUCCACGAAUUUGUUGAAUCGCUCGGGGCCCUGCGGGACGUCUCGGAGUCGGCAGAGAAGCUCCACCGCAUGUUCCAGGUCAUGCGCGACGUGGCGGCGGUGUAUGUCGAAGCCAAGUCACAACAGCAGCAAGACCAAACCAUGAUCCCAAUUGGGGACGAGUUCGACAUGUAUCUGAACCAGCUCGGGUUCAUCCCAAAUGAGGACCAUACCAUGAAUCAAGGCAAUGCGGCCCAUGGGGGCCAGGUGUCUGGCCAGGAGCCCACGGGUGACUGGUUCGCUGGCAGCCAGAACAUAUUCGGACUUCUGGAGGAGGACCUUUCUCAAAUAGACGGCAGCCGCUGGACGCGCCAGUAG